UUGGGUUAUAUAGAUGAGGACUGCAUCACUGAGAUGUCCGUCAACCUGAAGAAGUCCAGGCAGAGCACCCUACAGCUGGUCAAUGAGUGGAAGUACGACCAGAUCACUGCCACCUACCUGUUGCUACUCUCUAAGAAACAGAGGGGGAAACCUGUCCGGAUCAGGCCUCAACUUCCUGUCUGUGAUGUCAUAUCCUGUUCACCUCAACACCUGGGAGUUCAGACUCGGCUCUUCGGUGAUGAUGAUGAUGCUGAGGACUGUUGCUAUGAUGAUGACCUGCCCUGGGUUCCGCUCACACCCCAACAAGAGAGAGCGACCUGUCCGUCAGCUGAAAAGAGGCGGGAUCAAACUAAACACGCCCCCACUCCGGAGAGGGAGCCAAUCACACACCACCACCGUCGCCAGGAGAGGCGAGACCGAUGCCAGGAACGGACCAAUGAAAACAAAGAGAAUGUUGCCGUGGCCAAUAAGGAUGCUGAUAUAUUUGCUUUGCCCGCCCCCCGAUCCCCAGUAUCCAAUAGGAAGGCAACUCGGCCCAAUAAGAGGGUCUUGACGACACCAACCCAUAAUAACACCAAGGUUGGCAACAAGGUAGACACACCCCAAGGAGGAGGCAGUACUUGUAAGGACCCGUCGAGGAAGAGACAGAGGGAGAGAGUGGAAAGAAAGGAGGAAGGAGAGCUGGAGAUACUGUCCUUCAGCCCAGAGAGAAGGUCCCGGUCGUUAGACCUGGCGGGGGCGUCUCGGGGUGACAGCAGCCAGAAGAAAAGGGGGGUUAAGGUAUUCGGCAGUCUGGAGAGAGGGCUGGAUAAAGUCAUCACCCUGCUUACACCCAGCAAGAGACGAGGGCUACGGGACGGACCACGCAGGAUCAAGGCCCAGUAUAAUGUAACAUUGACCAGUCAGACCAACCCGGACCAGGUGUUGAACCAGAUCCUCUCCAUUCUACCGGAGAAACACGUCGACUUCGCACAGAAAGGCUAUACUCUGAAGUGUCGUACCCAGGGGGACUUUGGGAAGGUGACCAUGGCGUUUGAGCUGGAGGUGUGUCUACUGCACAGACCUGAGGUGGUGUGUGUGAGGAGACAGAGGCUGAAGGGAGACUCCUGGGUCUACAAACACCUGGUGGAGGACAUCCUCUCUACGUCCAGCAUCUAGACGUCACUACUUCCUGUCCGUGAUGUCACAUCCUGUCCACGUCCAGCACCUAAAGCCGGUGUCUUAACUAAUUCCAUGUAGGGCAGAGGGUCUGCAGGUUCAUGCUUCACUUGUACUUAAUUGAUGAAUUAAGGUCACUGAUUAGUUAGGAUCCCCCCUCACCUGGUUGUCUAGGACCUCCCCUCACCUGGUUGUCUAGGACCUCCCCUCACCUGGUUGUCUAGGACCUCCCCUCACCUGGUUGUCAUGGACCUCACCUGGUUGUCUAGGACCUCCCCUCACCUGGUUGUCAUGGACUUUCAUACUGACACAUAUCAAACAGCAGAUGACUGCCCUCCGUGGAAUGAGUUGGACACCUUCUGAUCUAUUGCCUGUCUACAGAAGCACAGAUCUAGGACCAGUCUCCAUUUCCUUACCCUUAACUAGUGUAGUAUAACUAGUCAGAUCUAGGACCAGUCUCCAUUUCCUCACCCUUAACUAGUAUAACUAGUCAGAUCUAGGACCAGUCUCCAUUUCCUCAACCUUAACUAGUGUAGUAUAACUAGUCAGAUCUAGGACCAGUCUCCAUUUCCUCACCCUUAACUAGUGUAGUAUAACUAGUCAGAUCUAGGACCAGUCUCCAUUUCCUCACCCUUAACUAGUGUAGUAUAACUAGUCAGAUCUAGGACCAGUCUCCAUUUCCUCAACCUUAACUAGUGUAGUAUAACUAGUAGGGGAAUCUACAUGAAAACUGACCUGAGAUCAGUGUCACGUUUUAUAAGAUGACCACUUCCUCUUUUUUACAGGUGACAUUCCUUUCCUCCUUAAACAUGUUUCCCUUUAAGUGUGUCGCGUUUUAUUUCCUCACCCCCCCCCCCCCCCCCCCCCCCACUGUAGCAGGAAGGAGUUUUGAGGUGUUACGGUAUCAUAGAGCCUUUUAGCAUCGCGGAAUAACAGUUUACUGAAAGAAUUAAUACUUUACAGAGUAACAGUUUACUGAAAGAAUUAAUACUUUACAGAAUAACAGUUUACUGAAAGAAUUAAUACUUUACAGAAUAACAGUUUACUGAAAGAAUUAAUACUUUACAGAAUAACAGUUUACUGAAAGAAUUAAUACUUUACAGAAUAACAGUUUACUGAAAGAAUGAAUACUUUACAGAAUAACAGUUUACUGAAAGAAUGAAUACUUUACAGAAUAACAGUUUACUGAAAGAAUUAAUACUUUACAGAUUAACAGUUUACUGAAAGAAUUAAUACUUUACAGAAUAACAGUUUACUGAAAGAAUUAAUACUUUACAGAUUAACAGUUUACUGAAAGAAUUAAUACUUUACAGAUUAACAGUUUACUGAAAACAGUUUACUGUAAGCAUUAAUACUUUACAGAAUAACAGUUUACUGAAAGCAUUAAUACUUUACAGAAUAACAGUUUACUGAAAGCAUUAAUACUUUACAGAAUAACAGUUUACUGAAAGAAUUGAUUCUUUACAGAAUAACAGUUUACUGAAAGAAUUGAUUCUUUACAGAAUAACAGUUUACUGAAAGAAUUGAUUCUUUACAGAAUAACAGUUUACUGAAAGAAUUGAUUCUUUACAGAAUAACAGUUUACUGAAAGAACAGUUUAAUACUUUACAGAAUAACAGUUUACUGAAAGAAUUAAUACUUUACAGAAUAACAGUUUACUGAAAGAAUUAAUACUUUACAGAAUAACAGUUUACUGAAAGAAUUAAUACUUUACAGAAUAACAGUUUACUGAAAGAAUUAAUACUUUACAGAAUAACUGUUUACUGAAAGAAUUAAUACUUUACAGAAUAACUGUUUACUGAAAGAAUUAAUACUUUACAGAAUAACAGUUUACUGAAAGAAUUAAUACUUUACAGAAUAACAGUUUACUGAAAGAAUUGAUUCUUUACAGAAUAACAGUUUACUGAAAGAAUUGAUUCUUUACAGAAUAACAGUUUACUGAAAGAAUUGAUUCUUUACAGAAUAACAGUUUACUGAAAGAAUUGAUUCUUUACAGAAUAAUAGUUCACUGAAAGAAUUAAUAAAACUGUGUUUGUACAUAUACCAGUAAUAGGAUUCCCAAUUUACUUGUUUCUCUAUCAUGUAUUUUACUUUUGUAGGAGAAAUGUUGUUUUAACUAUAGUAUGUUUUACUGGUUUUCUGAUUUUCUGUCGUUACGUCUUUCUGUCUGUAAGAUGAUUUAUGUUAAUAUUGUAAAGGAUCAAAAUAAAUGGAGUUUGUAGAGA
Salvelinus namaycush (lake trout) is the source of this 3383-nucleotide messenger RNA. RefSeq names its product maternal embryonic leucine zipper kinase (gene melk). NCBI's taxonomy places the organism in Eukaryota, Metazoa, Chordata, Actinopteri, Salmoniformes, Salmonidae. The annotation marks the transcript as partial. The transcript is spliced from 9 exons. The record is from RefSeq and is a predicted model, not a curated record.